Molecule: messenger RNA, 2048 nt
Organism: Neomonachus schauinslandi (Hawaiian monk seal)
Lineage: Eukaryota; Metazoa; Chordata; Mammalia; Carnivora; Phocidae
Gene: CAMKK2
Product: calcium/calmodulin dependent protein kinase kinase 2
Exons: 17
Coding region: 213-1949 (578 amino acids)
Biological process (GO): activation of protein kinase activity; protein phosphorylation; CAMKK-AMPK signaling cascade
Molecular function (GO): ATP binding; protein kinase activity
Source: RefSeq, a predicted model, not a curated record
CCGCGGCGGCGUCGCGCCCCAGCCGAGACCGGGCGGCUCCUCCCGCCCCCGCCCCCCCAACCCCGCGCGCCCGUCGGGGCCGCGGAGAGGAGCGCGCGGCCGCGCUGAGCCGAGCGGAGCCGAACCGGGGGUGCAGAGCGCGGGAGGCGGCGGCGGUGGCGCGGAGCCCAGGUGGCCCUGCUGCCGGAUGGGAGUGCCCGGGCACGCGCACCAUGUCAUCAUGCAUCUCUAGCCAGCCCAGCAGCGACCCGGCCGCCCUCCAGGAUGAGCUGGGGGGCGGCGGCGGCAGCGAAGGCCAGAAGCCCUGUGAGGCCCUGCAGGGCCUCUCGUCCCUGAGCAUCCGGCUGGGCAUGGAGUCCUUCAUCGUGGUCACCGAAUGUGAGCCGGGCUGCUCAGUGGACCGCGGCCCGGCCCAGGACCGGCCCCAGGAGGCCGAUGGCCGAGAGGGACCCCUCGACGCCUCCGCCUCCGGGCCCCAGGCCCGGCCCCAGCUGUGCAGUCGCAAGCUCUCCCUGCAGGAGCGGUCCCAGCUGGAUGCGAACGGUCGCUGCGUCUACGCGGCCCUGUCCCACUCGCCGGUGGGCUCCCCGCAGUCCUCGCCGCGGCUGCCCCGGCGGCCCACUGUGGAGUCCCACCAUGUCUCCAUCACUGGCAUGCAGGAUUGUGUACAGCUGAAUCAGUACACGCUAAAGGAUGAAAUUGGAAAGGGCUCCUAUGGUGUGGUCAAGUUGGCCUACAAUGAAAAUGACAAUACCUAUUACGCGAUGAAGGUGCUGUCCAAAAAGAAGCUGAUCCGACAGGCGGGCUUUCCACGUCGCCCCCCGCCCCGAGGCACUCGGCCAGCCCCUGGAGGCUGCAUCCAGCCUAGGGGCCCCAUUGAGCAGGUGUACCAGGAAAUCGCCAUCCUCAAGAAGCUAGACCACCCCAAUGUGGUGAAGCUGGUGGAGGUCCUGGAUGACCCCAAUGAGGACCAUCUGUACAUGGUGUUUGAACUGGUCAACCAAGGGCCUGUGAUGGAAGUGCCCACCCUCAAACCACUCUCGGAAGACCAGGCCCGUUUCUACUUCCAGGACCUGAUCAAAGGCAUAGAGUACCUACACUACCAGAAGAUCAUCCACCGGGACAUCAAACCUUCUAACCUCCUGGUGGGAGAAGAUGGGCACAUCAAGAUUGCCGACUUCGGUGUGAGCAACGAGUUCAAGGGCAGCGACGCGCUCCUCUCUAACACCGUGGGCACACCCGCCUUCAUGGCGCCUGAGUCGCUCUCAGAGACCCGGAAGAUCUUCUCUGGGAAGGCUUUGGAUGUUUGGGCCAUGGGUGUGACGCUGUACUGCUUUGUGUUUGGCCAGUGCCCGUUCAUGGACGAGCGGAUCAUGUGUUUGCACAGCAAGAUCAAGAGUCAGGCCCUGGAAUUUCCAGAUCAGCCUGACAUAGCUGAGGACUUGAAGGACCUGAUCACCCGCAUGUUGGACAAGAACCCGGAAUCAAGGAUCGUGGUGCCGGAAAUCAAGCUGCACCCCUGGGUCACGAGGCAUGGGGCGGAGCCGUUGCCAUCGGAGGACGAGAACUGCACGCUGGUCGAGGUGACCGAAGAGGAGGUCGAGAAUUCGGUCAAACACAUUCCCAGCCUGGCAACCGUGAUCCUGGUGAAGACCAUGAUACGGAAACGCUCCUUUGGGAACCCGUUUGAGGGCAGCCGGCGGGAGAUGCGCUCCCUGUCAGCGCCGGGAAACCUGCUCACCAAAAAACCAACCAGGGAGUGUGAGCCCCUGUCUGAGCCCAAGGAAGCAAGGCAGCGAAGACAGCCUCCGGGGCCCCGACCCGCCCCCCGUGGGGGAGGAGGAAGUGCUCUUGUGAAAGGCGGUCCCCGCGCCGAGAGUUGGGGGGCCCCGGCCCCCGGCCCCCGCGCUCGCAUGCAUCCUCUGCGGCCCGACGAGGUGAUGGAGUAGCUGCCCGGACGCGUGACCUCGCAUGCAGGCUGCACCCUGCGUUUCCAUAGCAGCAUGUCCUACGGAAACCCAGCACGUGUGUAGAGCCUUGACCGUCAU